UUUACUUCCGGGUAAUGACAGGAACGAUUAUUCUAGUAAAUAAGAAAAUAUUAAGUAAUUGAAAGGUUCAUAGUUGAUAAUGUUACCACCCUUGCUGCCUGUUGGAAGAGUCUGAUGUGAUUCCGGCAUGGCCAAUGGAUUUGAUCCUCAUAUGUCUUGGAGAAGUUUACCCUACUUCCAUGACCACUUCAGAACUACAGAGGAGGUGGCCAAGUUUAUAAAGAAGAGAGCCAAAAACAAGCCUUAUCAUUUCCUACUCCGACCAAGUAACAGAGACAGGUCAAGGCUCACAGCAUCAAUAUUCUGCUCUGAUGACAGUGUACGGCAUACGACCCUAAUGUCUGAACCUGGGGGGAAGCAUGGAACCUUAUAUUUUCUAGUGCCAGAAAAGAAGUUUGAGUGUGUUGAAAGCCUGGUAGAUUAUUACGCGAGCAAUCCAGUGAAAAAUCUUGAAAAUGUAAGCAAUGUGUACCUUCGCAAGCCAAUAAAAAGGGAUGACUGGGCUGAAGGAAGUCUUGAUGGUGACUCAUUAAAGCGAAGUGUUUCAAACAGGAGUAUAAACAGUAAUCAAAGCAAUGGAAGUAUUUCACGUAUGGCACAGAGCAUGUCAUUCGAUUCUGGAAGUAGUGCAGGAAUGUCAGUGCCAGCUCUUCCGAUGAGACCAAGGACCCAAAGCAACGGCUCCAAUAGCACGAUUGGGUCCGUGCAAGCAAGCAUGCCCUCAAACAUGUCUUAUUUAAGUAGCAGACCACCAUUGCCGUUACCUCAAGCUAUAAACACUCAAAAAGAUGAUGGCCCGUAUAUGUAUUCGAAAGCUCGUGAUGUGUCUGAGGAUAUUUCAGAAAAGUUAAAGGAUGUGUUGAAAUCAAGUGAACGUUGUGAAUGUGGCAUUCCACGGCAUUUGGCAGAGUUACCAAUGGGUUGGACGGUUCAUUUAAGUAAAGAUGAAAUGUCGAAAGGACGUUUGUUUUACCAGAAUGAUGCUGGUAUUACUUCGUGGACAAUGCCCAAUGAUGUUAAAAUGCAACUUACGAAAAAGCACAUACAAAAUUUAACCCGUAUUGACCCGAACUGGAAAUUACCACACUGAUAUACAUGUACAUUGUGGGGUAAACUUAAUCAUCUUUGACUAGCUAAGAUAGUUUUGUUUCUACUCCAUUCUAGAUUCUCAUCACAGACCCCGAUUGUCAGAAGUUCAAGAACCCAGGGGCUACAUGUGUAUAUUUAUUACCACUCUUAAACUUGGCCCAAAAAAUAUGUUUGGUUAGGGUUACAUCCUUUUCCAAAACAGGUAGGGUAGGUAGGCUUUUUUUUUUUUUUUUUUUAAACUUUAUAUAAGAACGUUAAUGUCAUUAUUGACGAAUGCUGUAAAAGUAACAUUCGGAAUAAAGCUUUUAACUACAUAUUAAACACACACAUUUAUGACUUGUAUUUUUUUUUUUUUUUUUUACCAAUUGACUUUAAAAACAGUAUUGUCAGCGCCUAUUUCGUAGGUAGGGUCGGGUAACCCAAAACAAAUGUUUUUUGUUUUUUAUUGGGCUUUGUUCUUAGUGGUACCUCCGUGAUUCCUUUCAGUAUAUUGGCCAGUUAUAUUUACUGUCCAACUAAACCACUUGGAUUCUUGUGUUAAAUUUAAGGCAGUUAUUGAAUAUGCUUCAAGCCAAUGCUUUUACUUUGACAAAAUAUAAUGUUGGAAAAUAUCUUAAGUUCUGACAAACAGAACCAUUGCUCCAGCCAGGAUUUGAACAUUCAAGGGCAGGGUGCUAGGUAAGAAAGGGCACUUUUGAUGCGCAUUGAAUAAGCCUUUAUCGUUCACUUGCAAGUGCCAAUGUUCAAUUCUUAUUGUGUAUAUGUGGUUAUUACUUUCAAUACUAAAAUUUUGUUAUGAAUACUUAUUUCUGAAUAUUGACUUUAUCAAACAAAAGGGCACAGCAGGGUGUAGUAGAAAGGCAGAAGGGGCAAGCAAUGGGCCCCACCCUGCUAUUUAGGCCUAACUAAGGUGCUGCAGAACUAUUAUAAAAUGAAAAUGAAACCACAAAAAAUCAUACUGCUUGCCAAACUCCUGCUUCCAAUUUAGCCUUUGUUAAUGUGAUGAGAAUCUACUAUAUAUUUCUCUUGAAGUGAUGUUGUGUUUAUUUGUUGUUGUUGUUGUUGUUAAUAUAUAAGUGAAAUUUCUGUCUUUCAUUCAAUAACAGUGCCUUCAUUGUAUUGCUUAAUUAUGUUAAUAACCAAUGUAAAGUUAAAGGAGUUUUAGAUGGGUAGAAAUGUAAGGCAUUGCUGUAGAUGAUAGUAUGCUUGUACAGCUGAUUUAUGCAUGUAUGUUUAUAAUAAAUAUAAGGGUGGCUUAAUAUUAUAUGAGGAAAAGUAAAGAUUAUUUAAUUUUCUAAUUUUUAUAAAAAAAAUGAUGAAAAUUUAACUUUUUAUGCACAGUACUUAAAACUAAUAUUAAUUAAUAAUUGUCACUCACAAUGAUUUUGUUUAGUAUUAAAAUUAUUAAUGUGGUGAUUUUAAUAUGAUGCUUUUUUCUGUCAUGUAAAAUGUAAUAAAAUAACAAUAUUGUUGUGGAAAAUAUAAAACUACUGGUUUUUGUGGUGAUUUUUACAUGUUUCCAUGACAUUGUUACAGUUAAGUACCAGUUUCUUUAAUAUAUGAUAUGAUGCGCUGAUUGUUCAGAACUUAGUUGAAGUAAACAAUGUUGGGUUUUCUCAUUGUUGUUAACUUUCAAAUAUUUACUGCUCUGGCCCGGAUUUCUCGAAACUUCUUAAGUCCCUUAUAACAGGAUUAAGCUAAACUCAUUAUUUUUGCUGUUCUAUAAUAUGCGUUAUAUUAACAGCUUUAAGUGGUUUUAGAAAAUAUAUAAGAAAAAUCUGUAUGCUAAUUAGAAGAAACCAUUUUUUAUCUAUCAAAAAUCAUUAUUAGUAUGUAUUUGGGCUAAUUGAAAUAAACAACUUAAGCCUGUUAAGCUUAAGAAGUUUCAAGAAAUUGGGGCAUGGUAAGUUAAUGGACACAUGUAUGAUCUGCAGUAUUUCUAACAAGCUUUGAGGCAACUGUAGCAGCUUUACUUGUUUAAAGCUGCACUUUUACAGAUUGAACGAUUUGGCAUCUUUUUUAUUUUUUGCCCUGAAACGAGCCAAUUUUUGCGAAAAUCCAUGGAAACCAGUUAUAUAAGACUGCUGACAAAAAAUUGGAUUGAAGAUUUUUAUAUUUAAGUUCAAAAAUUGAUGUUUUAUGCAUUUUUCUUAAACUGUUACGGGUUAAGCCAUAAAACAUUAAUUUUCGUACGGAAAUAUGAAAAUCUAUGAUGUGAUUUUUUGUAAGCAAUCCUAUAUCAUUGGUUUGCAGAUAUUUAUGCAAAAAUUUGCUCUUUCCAAGACAAAAAUAAAAAAAAAGUUGUAAAAAUGGUAUAUCUGUGAGAGUGCAGCUUUAAGUUAAAUGUAUAAGCACAUCAUAAAGAAGUUCACAGUUAAUAGUUAACAACAACGCAGUUAACAAUAUUGUUAACUUUGACAGCAAACUUAUGCAAUGGUGUAAUAUGUAUUUAUCUAUGUUGAGUUUUACUAAAUGUUAUUCUAACUACUUCCUGGUGGUUUUGUUUUUAUUUAGGAUAAUGUAAACAGUGCUUAAGGGUUAAAGUAUGUUAAGAAUAUAUUUUCUGAUUCAUGUUACGCAGUUUCCUUUUAUAUCAAUCAAAAAAUCCUUUCAAAGUUUUUGCAUGUAUAUGAGAAAGCGGCUCAGUGAACAGAACAUUCUUUGAAUGCAGGAAUUACCGCAUUUCUACUUAAACUUGAGUUUAUGAAACAAGGAAGUUAAAAUUUCUAUUUAAAAUUAUCAUUUUAAAAGAUAGCUGAUUUAAUUUCUUGCAUGAUUUUUUUUUUAAAUUACCGAUACAUGAAUGGUUUAUUUAUGUCGUUAAUGAAUGAUUAAGUAUGAUCUAUCAAUGCUACACUAUACCUUCAAAGAGCAUAUUCGGUUUCUUUCUUAUCUUAAAUACUUCCUUUUAUGCAGACACUAUGCAGCAUUUUAUGAUAAUCAAGCACUUUUGAAAAUUGAUUGUUCAUGCAUGAGGUCACCAAUAAUUGAUGGGAUAUUAAGGAAAUCAAUAAUCUCCCUGAGAUUCUAUAAUGGUAUAAAAAAAAAAAUGUACAGUAUAAUAUUAACAGUGAUUUUUAAUCUAAUUGUCUUUGUCUUACUAAGUAUCUGGGAUUAUUAUUAGAGUUUUAGCUGAAGAGUUAUGUAAGGGUGAUGCACCCUGUCCUUUUGGGUAUCGCCCUUCUGCCCUCAUGGAGACAACCUCUUGCCUUCAUAGAAUGAAAUGCUCAAGUUGAUCAAAUAGUUCUUAUGUUUUGAAUGGAACGUUAAGAGUAUGAUUUUAAAUACACACACAAUUUACAAAUUUGGCAGAUGAAACCUUUUAUUACUUCAAUUAAACACAAUUCAUUGCAUUUUCUGUGAAAUUCAUGCUUCACAGUCCAACUCAAGGUGCCCAUUCUCCCUGCAUGGCACUCUGUCCCUUUUCUGCAGCACCCUGUCCUUUUUUAAGCAUGGCUAAAACUCUAGAUUAUCAUUUAACAAUUAUAGGUCAAUUAACACAAACACUUCACACGGCAAUGUAUGCAUUUCAUAGCAGUUAGCAGUCCUUUCAUUAUUUUUAUUAGGAUGCAUUUUUAAUUUUGAUUUCAUUAUUGAUCAUUAAUUCAAAUGGCUUACCUAUUUUAUUAUGAUCAUGAAUUAUGAGUUUGGAACAAUUUUCAAUUCAUAAUUCCUACUGCAAUUAAUCGUUAUCGCUUUUGAUUUUUAACCUUUUAUUCAUUGAACUUCAAACAGAAAGUGUUCAAGACAGCAAAAGCCAAGAGCGAUGUUUUCCUUUAAAAUUAUGCUUUAGAAACUUUAAUUUUUAAUGGGUCUUCAAUGAUAAACAAAUCUAAACUUCAUGUGGCCUCGAACCUGAUGCAAAUCCUUUUCUAUAAUCAUUAUUAUUAAGUUCUAUUUGUGUUAUAUAAAACGAAAUUAAAACUCUCUUCAUUAAAUUGAUGAAUUUUUGGUUUAUCCCAUUCACCUUUUAAAUUUAAAAUAAAAAAAAUGAAAUGAGAUUUGCUCAACUUUAUUAUUAUUAUUAUUAUGCAUAUUGUUAAUAUUACAUGUAUGUAUUCAGAUAAUUUGAAAGAAAUCGCUUUAAGUAAUUAGGUGUAUAAUUUGGUUUGAAAUGAUUAUGGACAUUAUGUUACUGUACAUAUAUUAUUUUUGUAUAUAAUCCAGAUGAACAACUUGUACAUAGAAAUUGUUAUUUUUUUAUACACAUUUUUACUCUUUUACUCACUGUGCUUAAAAUUGAUAUUAAUUUUUUUAAUUGAAAAACCUUACCAUGAAAUCUAUCCGUAUUAAGCAUUAAACAUUUUAAUCAAACAUUUAAAACAACUUACAAACUUCAUGAUUUGUGUACGCAUAUAAUGUAUUUAAAGAGGCAUAUUUCACGCUAACACAUAUAGUACAAGAAUUGUUAUAUCUUGAAUUGCCAGUUACCUUGUAUAUGAAACUACAUGUAUACCAUUAAAGAUAAAAAUUGAGCCAGGUGAAUUAUUAUUCAUGGUGAUAACUCAAGUACAAUCAAAGAGAAUUGUAUAAUGUAUAUGUUCAUGUGUUGUACAUAUAAGGGGUUGUAAAGUUCUGGAUUUAUCCUUGAAUUAGGAUUAAGAGCUUUUAACUUCAGACUUAAUUCAACUGUUUUUACCUCGGACAAUUCAACAGUUGUAAAGACUGUUUUUACCUCGGACAUUUGCAUAAAAAAUAGUAGGAAAUACAAUAAAAUGUGUAUUAAUGACUUUGGAAACGAUUUCAAAAUGGGUCUUACCUACUUAACCCUGCUCUGGGCAUGACUUUCUCAUACUCUAACUUUCAGGAUUUACAAUUAAAACCCUAGGCAUAUAUUUGUGACAAUGUCAGCAAGAAUAAGGUCAGUGAAGGAAAUAGUGACAUUUCCAUUUUUUUGUGAGGUUUUGUACUACAUAAGCAGGCCAUCUAGCUGUUUUUUAAAAAAGGUUUCUUUAUAUAAAAUUAACUUAUUGUUAUGAGUUUGUUUUGUAAUCUUAUCAUUUGGUUGAAAUUUGUUUUUGUUGUUAACAUUAAAAGUCCUCAAGCAUGACCCAGUUUCGCAAAUCGCAAAAACUUCACAAAUAGUCAUCGCAUGACAUUUGCAAUUAUUGUAUCAUUAAUUCAUUUGAUUCAAACAUAUUUUAUUUUCAACAUGUUUAUAUAUAUAUAUAUAUAUAUAUAUAUAUUUAAUUAAUCAUCAGAAAUUAGUUCACAUUAAAUACAAUUAAUACAUUUACAUAUAAUAUAUUGAAUCAGGUCGUUUAAUGUAAUGACAAUGUUGAUAAUGUGGAAUUUUGGUUUUGUAUAUAGCUGAAGAAAAAUAUAAAAAAACAUCUCUCUUAUUGUGUACUUUUAAUACCACUACUGACUUUAUCAUAUUCGAUCGAAAACUUGAUUGUACGAGUUUAUCUCCAAAAUGUUUACAAGCUAACUAAAAUAAGAUAAAAAUCAGUACUUUAACAGAAUGGUCCACAUUAUGUAUUGUUAAAUGGAUUUCUUUUGAGGUUAUGAAUUCGUUUUAUUUAUUGUCAUCAAAGUUUUAAUGCAAAUAAAUUACUCUGAAUUAUACACACCUUCAGAUUAAGGGAACUCUUCUAUGAAUAACAUCACUGUCCUGUUCUCUAUUGGUAGUUUUUUUUGUUGGUUAAAUAACAUUUUUUUUGCAAUCUUUAGCAGUUUGUUUGGGUACUGCUCCCACUCUACAAGCUUUUGAAAUUUAACUCAUGCAGGGCAUAGCAUCAAAAUAUGUUUUAAAAUGCGUUAAAAUCACAAGAGCUGUUUGUGGUAAAUAUUUUUGUACCAUAUUAAUUGUCAGAGACAGGAUUGAAUAAGUAGUGUCACUUAAAUGCUAGUGUUUGUAUAUUGAAAUACAGUUGUUGUUGGCUCGAACUGGAUGUAAAGGACCAAUUUCUAUUUAUUGAAGGUAGACAUUCCUCCUUGGCUCAAAUUUUCCGAGUCUCAAGGUAGUUUCACCGGUCCCUGGAAGUUCCAGCCAUCGGGGUUUGACUGUAUUGUUGUUGAAACUUCUGAGAGCUAUUUAUUGCAUGAUAAGGGCCCUGUUCAGAUAUAUAAUUAUGAGAAUUAAUAAAGAAGAAAAAAAACAAGAAUUUUUUUCGAAAUAUUUUAUAUCAAUAAUUUUUCUUCUGAGAAUAUAAUUGUACAACAAUGUUAUUGUAAGUGUUGAUAUUUGUGCCUGGCCUCCUAAUUGUUUAUAAGAAAAAAAAAGAAGAUGCUAACUUUCCUGGUGUUAAGUAGUAAAUGUCCCUCAAAUGCCUUUAUAUAAGCAUCUGCCAGAUUGUUAAAAACUCAAUAAAUAAAAACAAUUUAUGACAAAAUAGAAAUUUAUCGACUGAUUUCGUUACCAAAUGGAAAUUUGCCAGUAGUUGAAAUUGUUGUAAGGGUUUAUGUUUGUAAGAGCACUUCUAAAUUAUUAAAAGUAUAUCUGUCUGUCGACUGUAUUUGUAUGAACCUGAACGCUUCGGUAAGUUAGAACAUUGAACACAUUCUGAGAUCUUGUUAUGACUUUUGCUGCAUUGUGAUAUAAAAGUAUUGCUCUUAUUUCUAUGCAACUUUUCAUGUAUAUAAUAUACCAUAUCAUACCCCACGUUUGUAUAUAAUUGUUAUUUUAUAUUCAGUUAUGUUUUUAAAUGUAUUUUAUUGAUUGAGUGUAUAUUGGCAGGACACUUACAUGUCUGGGUAUUGUUUUUGUACAAGCCUGUUUGUACCUCUUAAAAUUAUAUAUAUUCUUUAUAAGAACAUUUUGCUAUAAGUUGAUAAAUGUUAUGUUUUUGUCAGUAACAAAAUGAGUAUACAUCAUAUAGAUAUUGGACAAAUGGUGUUAAGUUAAAGGCUCUAUGCAUUGUAAGGUUGUACUAAGAGAUGUAUAAAGAUAAUUAGGAUUCCAUUAUCAAAGAGUGUCUGCAACUCAGCACAUUUAUUUGUUCAAUGCAUACAUAUAAACAAUAUCAAUAUACUAGUAACCAGCUUAGUGCUUGAGUUUAUAUUUUGUUUACUAACCCAGCCUCUAUAAAAAUCUACCGAUACACCUGAUUGAAAUUAUUAACGACUGACUGCUGUUUAUCAAAAUAAUGCAAAGUAUAUUUGAGAAAUACUGCCAUCGGAUUGGACAAUAUAACAUUAUCUGUAGAGUUUAUUAAUCGCCGUGUCAUCAACCAUCUGCCAUUAAAUCAAUUAUCUUAACAGUCUGAUCAUAUAGUUUUUUUUAUUCCUCUGUUUGUUAUGAACACAUUUUUUUUAUAUACAAUGUAAAUAUACAUUUGAAAAUUGGUACUUGGUACCAGUUUAUGAAAUUGUUGCUUGGUAAUAGUUAUUGAAACUGGCGCUAUGUACGGUACCAGUUUAUGAAUCUGUGUUGGGUACCAGUUUAUUGGUGCUAUGUACCAGUUUAUGAAUCGGUGCUGGGUACCAGUUUAUGAAAUUGUUGCUUAGUAAUAGUUACUAAAACUGGUGCUCUGUACCAGUUUAUGAAUCGGUGCUGGGUACCAGUGUAUGAAGUUGUAUAAACAGAGUUAAACUUGUUUGUUCCAUACAAAAUACUCAUUCUAGUGUAUGCUUGUGAUCAUUAUUACUUUAUUUCAGAUAUACAUUUGUAUCUGUAUAUUUGACUCUUUUAAUAAAAAGAUUACUGAC
This is a messenger RNA of Mya arenaria, 8739 nucleotides long. RefSeq lists its product as uncharacterized. Bases 128 to 1090 code for a protein of 320 amino acids. Lineage: Eukaryota; Metazoa; Mollusca; Bivalvia; Myida; Myidae. The transcript has 4 exons. The record is from RefSeq and is a predicted model, not a curated record. Gene Ontology annotation, molecular function: protein binding.